This is a messenger RNA of Neltuma alba, 5188 nucleotides long. RefSeq lists its product as uncharacterized. Lineage: Eukaryota; Viridiplantae; Streptophyta; Magnoliopsida; Fabales; Fabaceae. Gene Ontology annotation, molecular function: transcription corepressor activity. The record is from RefSeq and is a predicted model, not a curated record. Gene Ontology annotation, cellular component: nucleus. Bases 519 to 4427 code for a protein of 1302 amino acids. The transcript has 8 exons. Gene Ontology annotation, biological process: negative regulation of DNA-templated transcription; regulation of transcription by RNA polymerase II.
UCCCAGUUGUGCGUUUUCUGGGAAAAAAAUACGCACUUGGAGGUGGGAACGUAAACGAGAAAGGGCAGAUUAAAAAAAGGGAAAUAAUUUUGGAGACAGAGAGCGUAAUGUUGUGGUACUUAUAACGCAGCACUGCCAUUCCGAGCCGAAAAAUCUCCUCUGCUUCAUCCUCUCUCCUUCUCUGAUUCGCUUAGCACUCCGAUCAGUUUUGUUUGUAUCAGGGAGUUGCGGCCGCGGAGCAAGAAUUGCCUCUGAGGGAUUCGGUAAAUUUCACGGAGCGAGGUAAGGUUCCUCGAAAAUUCUUGCUUUGGCAUGUUGUCUCUCUGGGGCUUCUUUCAAAGGCGAGGCUUUGUCGCAUUCGGAUUGUUUUGACUCGGAUCUUGUAGUGUGUUCUGUGGGAUUUCUGUAAACGGUGAUUUAGGUUGCUACUUGGUUUGCUUGGUGAAUUCUCGGGGAUGGAUUUUGUGGGGGAGGUUUUUGCGAUUUAGGGGGGGUUUUGGUUGUGGUUUUUCAUGUAGAUGGAACCGAGCAUGAGAUCGGCUGGCCAUUCCGGGAUUGUAGUAAAAAAUAGAAACUCCUCGGGCUGUUUAAUAGUUAGGGAGAAACGAGAUGGUUUGGGAGGUAGAUUUGGUUCUUCGAGCAGCUCGCGGAAGCUGUGUGAAUCAAAGGUUAGGAAAAGGCCUAGUGUGGCUAAGAGUGAUUCAGAUUCAAGCGAUGAGUUGCUAAUUUCUCCAAUGAGAAGGCUUGGUUCUGAGACUAUUCGUGUCUGUAAUGGGCUGACUGCUUUUGAGCGGGGUACAGAAGAAAGGAGUGAAACUGGUAGAAAGAGGGAUAGAACGGAGCAGAUUAGACGUAAUGAGGAUUCUGUGUUUGACAAGAAUGGUUUGGAGCAGAGGGAAACAAAGAAGAAUAAACUGGGCGUGUUUGAUUUUGAUGAAUAUGAUGGUUUUGAUGUGCAAAUGACUCAAAGGAGGAAGUCUGAUGAUGAUAAUGGGGUUAGUUUUGGAGGAAGAAGGUUUAGGGAACCAAUGCAUGCUGCUUCUAGUGGCAUUGAGAGGGAAUUUGAAACAGGGUCCAGUAGACACAUUGUUUAUAGUAGAAGGAAUUCUUAUUAUGACAGGGCUAUUGGCUUGGAUAUAGGAGAUAAUAUUAACCAGAGCAGGUUAAAAGCAAAUAGGAGUGAUGCUCAGUUACCUCUUUCUUUGCUCAAAAAUAAGUUUAAAUCAGAUGAAUCCAUCAGGGUUCAGGGGAAAAAUGGUGUUCUGAAGGUGAUGGUUAAUAAGAAGAAGAAGGCUGGCCCAUUAGAGCACUAUGGUCAUCGCAAACCUGUGGGAAGCAGACAGAGUGUGAAGAAUGAGGGCAGUACGAAGAAGAACAACCUGGUCCAUCCUUCAUCAUACUCAGAAACAAAACUUGAUCGGAAGCCAGGUUUAGUUGUUAGGCAAGAGAAAAAACGGAUUUCAUCAAAAAAAUCAUUUUCAACUAAGGGCAAUAAGGGUCAUGUUUGGGAUACAGAGGACAGUGACUCAUCAUCAAAUCAGGAGUUAGAAACUUCUAAAACUCGCAAGUCUUUGAAAAGGGCAGGCUCUGAGGAUGAACAAACUCCUUUGCGUCAGAAACUCCCAACUGCAAUCAUGAAAAAAGGGAAGGUGAGGCAGGGUAGUGGCACAGAAAAACAGAAGCUGCGAGAAAAAAUAAGGGAGAUGCUACUAAGUGCAGGAUGGACUAUAGAUUAUCGACCGCGAAGGAAUAGAGACUAUCUGGAUGCAGUUUACAUUAAUCCAGGGGGUACAGCCUAUUGGUCUAUCAUCAAAGCCUAUGAUGCUCUUCAAAAGCAAUUGAAUGAUGAUGAUAAUGAGGCCAAGCCCACAGGUGAUGGUUCUCCCUUUGCUCACAUCUCAGAUAAGGUGUUGAGUCAAUUAACAAGGAAAACGCGGAAAAAGAUGGAGAAAGAAUUGAAGAAGAAGAAAAUUGAUGGUAGUGAGAGUGAGAGUGAUAGUGUAAAAGAACCCAAUCAUAAAAGAUCUGCGAGUGACAAGCAUGAUAUGAUUAGCAUGGAUAGUGAUAGCGAUGAAGAGAAAUUAAGCUCUUUUAUAAAGCAGGGAAAUAAGUCAAUGAAAAAUAAGGCGACAAAUAAUGUUUGUGCCAGUGCUAGCUUUAAAUCCCAGAAAUAUACCCGUCGCAUGCAUGAUGAAACUGACAAUUCAUUGUCCGAAUGUGAUCCUUAUCUGUCACAUGGGAGGAAAAGUAGAAAACAUGGAAGAUGUACUUUGUUAGUUCGGAGUUCUAGCAAGGGAUUGAAUUCAGAAUCUGGUGGUUUUGUUCCAUAUACUGGCAAAAGAACAGUGCUUUCCUGGUUGAUUGACUCUGGGACAGUUGCAUUGAGGCAAAAGGUUCAGUAUCAGAGACGAAAACGACUGCUACUUGAGGGAUGGAUUGCAAGUGAUGGAAUUCAUUGUGCCUGCUGCAGUAAAAUCCUCUCAAUUUCCAAGUUUGAGAUUCAUGCAGGUAGCAAAUUGCGCCAGCCAUUUCAAAACAUAUAUUUGGAUUCAGGAGUUUCUCUUCUACAGUGUCAAAUAGACGCAUGGAAUAGACAGGAGAAUUCGGAGAAAAUUAGUUAUCAUUCUGUGGAUAUUGAUGGUGAUGAUCCAAACGAUGACACUUGCGGUAUAUGUGGAGAUGGUGGGGCCUUAAUCUGUUGCGAUGGUUGUCCGUCAACAUUUCACCAGAGCUGCUUGGGUAUUCAGAUGCUUCCUCCUGGUGAAUGGAAUUGUCUGAAUUGCACCUGCAAAUUUUGUGGAAUUGCCAGUGGGACUGUUAAAAAAGGAGGUGCUCUACUUACCUGCAACUUGUGUGAGAAAAAAUACCAUGAAUAUUGUGCUGACAAGAUGGAUGCCCUUUCUAUUAACUCCAAUAUAUCGGGCUUUUCUUUUUGUGGAAAAGACUGCAAGCAGCUUUUCGGGCAUUUGAAGAAGUACCUAGGUACCAAGCAUGAGCUAGAGGCAGGAUUUUCAUGGUCUCUUAUUCACCGAACAGAUGAUGACACAGAGGCAGCUAAUAGAGGAUUUUUUCAAAGGGUGGAAUGCAACUCCAAGCUGGCUGUUGCAAUGACUAUCAUGGAUGAAUGCUUUUUGCCCGUUAUUGACCGGAGAAGUGGGAUCAAUUUAAUUCAUAAUGUUUUAUAUAAUAGUGGGUCAAACUUCAGUAGGUUGAAUUAUAGUGGUUUUUAUACUGCUAUUUUGGAGAGGGGUGAUGAAAUAAUUUCUGCAGCAUCUAUCAGGUUCCAUGGGACUAGGCUUGUGGAGAUGCCGUUUAUUGGAACUCGCCAUAUAUAUAGGCGUCAGGGCAUGUGCCGGCGGCUUUUUUCUGCUAUUGAAUCGGCCCUCCGCUCUAUGAAGGUUGAGAUAAUGAUUAUUCCAGCUAUUGCUGAACUCAUGCAAACAUGGACAACGAAUUUUGGCUUCACACAUCUUAAGGAAUCCCUGAGGCAAGAGCUGCGUUUUUUGAAUAUUCUAGUGUUCCCUGGUAUAAAUAUGCUACAGAAGGCGCUAGUAGAGAAAGGAAACUAUGAGGGGAAAACUACAGGUGUUGAGAAGAUGGAAAAUGGAGACGAAGUUAGUAUUAAGCCAAAAUUGGCUGAUGGGUCAGAUGAUUCCUCAAAUCAACAAGACCUUGAUGGAGGUGAUAAUGCUGGUUCAAGUCCUGCCAAUGAGAUAAAUGAUGAAUGCAUUGAUGCUUCUCAAGAGAUGAAAGAUCAGGUUUUAUCUGCCAGGACUUCGUGCUCCAAAUCUCAUUCUGAGGAUAGGCUAUCUGACUCGGCUUCAGAUAAAUGUUCUUCUCCUUCUAGUACAAAUCAUGUUGCACUGGAGGUGGAAAAACCUGUGAAAGAUAAUUUGAAUACAUCUGGCAAAAGUCAGGUCAUUUCUCUGAAUGAUUAUUCCAUUGACGUACACAGAUCAGAUGCUCCGGAUUGCCCUGAAAAUUGCACUUUGGUUCCCGCAACUGCACCCUCUGAUCCUAACUUGACAGAAGACCUGGUUGAGCCUGUUUCUGACGAGAGAAGUCACUUGCCCAUUGCUGUAAAUGGUGAUUCAUCUGGGAACGAGAUGAAUCCAGUGGUGGAUAAUAUGGUGUCAUCUGGAGGGGUUGGCGUGAAUAAUGCUCUUGAGGUUCCUAAGGCUGUUCCUUCAGGUGGGUUCUCUGAAGAAAAUAUUACCACACGGAGCUAUGAAAAUGCUGAUAUGUCUGAUUCUAUAGUCAAUCAGGCUGAUGAGAGUUCCUUGCAAAUCAGUUCAGGUUUGAAUAGUGAAACUGUGUGCCAAGAAAGAAAUUUACACGUAGGCACGGAAGUUGCUUCAAAAAAUAUGCUUUCUGAUGAAAAUGGCAUCCUUGCAUUCAAUGAUAGUUCUGAGACUGAUCAAGAGUAAGAGAAUUGCCGUGUCUAUUACGGCCAAUGCGCUUGCUUCUCAACUGCUCACACUGCUCUACUCAUGUAGUCUUUUAUCAAAGCUGCAAUGCCUUUUAUGCAAUCAAUUUUUCAAGGCUUUGGCGUUAUGAUGCUUCAUGAUGUGGUCUGGAUGGUAUGAAUAAACCCUAUUAUUUUCAAGGGAAGUACUGACGGGUCCCUUGCAUCAUGGAUAAGCAUGAAUUUUUUAAGGACCUAAAUCAAGUUGAUUUCUUGUCCUUGUUUCUUCUGCCAGAAAGAUUCAAUAAUGCUUUACGCAGAAGAUUGAUUCCGCGGCUGCUAUACGUGAUUCUUCAAGUACUUGGUUUCAUGUGUCAUUAUCCAUUUUGAUGGAUAAUUGACAAAAAAAAAAAAACAAGAAAAAUGGCUAUUUAUAGUUUAAUUCCACAGCUUCUGCCCAGUUUUGUGGCCCACGUCAAGAACUAGUAUGGGUCCCUUGUAUUACGCGGGAAGCAUGUAAGAUGGUGUCAAUGCCAUUGCCCAAUGACAUUUUUGAGGUUUUGAUUUUGCUCAUCUUUUCUCUGUAAUUAAGUUAUUUGAUGUCAAUGAGGAAAACUGAAAUUUGUUGCGAAGAAGCAGCAGCAAAGUUUUCCUUUUCGUUGUUUUUUUUUUUUUUCCCCAACUUUAAAUAGCUGUAAUGGGGGGUGUGUGUGUUCUGGGUAUUGAAAGCUCAUCAACAUUAGGGUAAAAUAUUUAUAGAAUUACCUACACAUUGCUUAUUAA